Messenger RNA from Varanus komodoensis (Komodo dragon), 3525 nucleotides. It is a transcript of the gene CUNH6orf132, whose product is annotated as chromosome unknown C6orf132 homolog. The record is from RefSeq and is a predicted model, not a curated record. The coding region runs from base 1 to 3525 and encodes 1174 amino acids. Lineage: Eukaryota; Metazoa; Chordata; Lepidosauria; Squamata; Varanidae. The transcript has 5 exons.
AUGAAGAAGCAUAACUCUGUGCAGGGAACUUUUAGCCGACUCUUCGGAAAAAAACAUGCCAGCAACAAUUCCACCAGCUCCCUCUACGCCACCAACCCCCCUUGGAUCUUCACACAGGAGGUGAACUCUGACAACCUGACACGUUCCGGUCAAGUGGAUGGCAUUUAUUAUGGUGACAAUCACUUUGGUUCAAUGACAGAUUCGGGAACAGCAACGCUUAAAGCACGCCCAAGAGUCCGGCCUUUAUUGACUUUCCUACCCCUUAAUGCUCAAGAGGCACAUGGAGUGGCUGUCCCGACACCAUCAGUGCCUGAAGGGUUUGAGGACAACCCAUCUCUGGGACUUGGUUCCCAAAUCAAUGGCAAUUAUAGACAGUACAGUUCAGAAGUUGAUCUGAGGCCAAAAACAUUUGAGCAAAACUACUUUGAUGAUUACAUUCCACCACCACCAUCGAUUCCUCCUCCUCCACCACCACCUUCACUUGACCUAGCACCACCUCCACCUUCCAUGGAAGCUCCACCUCCACCUUCCAUGGGAGCUCCACCUCCACCUUCCAUGGGACCUCCACCUCCACCUUCCAUGGGACCUCCACCUCUACCUUCCAUGGGAGCUCCACCUCCACCUUCUAUGGAAGCUCCACCUCCUCCACCAAUGGUGCCUCCUCCACCACCAAUGCCAGCUCCAUCUCUGGCUUCACCUUCAUAUCCAUCUUCUAAUUUGUCUUCCCCCAGUACUCCAUCCCCACCAGACUUCAUUCCUCCUACUCCUCCUCUGGUUUUUAUGGAUGCUACAGCUUCUCCCAGGUCUCCACUUUCACCACAACUUCACACUCCACCCUUCUCAAAUGGUGUGUCCAAAUGGAAAUCUGAGACGGUUCUGAAUCUGAGACAACCAGAUAGCACCCCUCAUAAUCUGAAUCAUGUCUCCCCAACAACCCCAACCCAGAAGGUGUCACAGGUACCACAACACAACCCAGAUCCUCAUCUCACCUUUCCCAGGUCAUUAAAAAUACCACCUCCAACUCCUGUGAGAACAUCAUCUAUUUCCUCAGGAGAAAAAGAAUCCAAGCCAAAAGAUGAGCAGCUCCCUAAAAUGAUUCCUCACAGCCGACCGCCCCUGCCAGCUAACUUUACUGUACGGUCUGCAGCCAUGGUUGACUCAGAAGGAGAUGAUAGGAGUAAAGCUACACUGGAAAAGCCUUCCAUAUUUAUAACAGAGUCUGAAAGUACAAAGCUAACAUCAGGUACUAACACAGGAAAAACAGAACUUCCUUCUCCAGAUUGUGCAUCCUCUAAUGAUGAUGGUGAUGCUGAUGAUGAUGAUCAUGAUGAUGGUGAUGAUGGCAGUGACAAUGACAAUUGGAAGGAACGUGCCAAUUUAGACAAACUGAAACAUGAGCUGUCAGCCCUGUUGUCCUCUUCGUGCAGAAAGGAAGAUAGGCAGCUAGACAGAACUGUCCUUCCAAAGACUAAGACCAAUAUUAUGGAUAGCAACCAGGCUACUACAGAUGAAUCAAAGCAAACUAAGUCUGUCUUGAGAAGUCCACAGCCAACAGCAGGGACAAAGAAUGAAAAGAAAGAAAAGAUACCUUCUAACACACCUUCUCCAAACAAAGACCCCACCAAUGAUGUUGUCUCCAUACCCAACAAUAAGGUCAGUCCCAUUCAAGCUAACUGUGUUUUGAAAUUCAAAGAUGAAUUGGAAGCUUUGCUGUCUCCAUCAAAGGAUGGAGGCCCACCUUUGGCUCUUGCAAACCUGAGACAUAAUCCAGAACCAAAGAAGCAAAUUACUCUUCAGUUUGGUGGCAGCCAUAUCAAUGGUGGUGAGUCCAAGCUUCAAAAACCCACAGGAAAUCAGAAUAACCCAACACUGGAAGUUACAGAAAGAGCACCUAAGACACCCAGUGUCUCUUCUGAUCACCUGCCUUGUGAUAAAGCUUAUAAACCUCCACCCUCUCCCCUGAAGCCAAAGAAUGAACUCUUGGUUCCAAGUGCACCUUCACCAGCCUCUUCUGGGCCUGCCUCGCCUGCACGAACUGCAUCCCCCAGCAUGGAUUUUUCUCUCCUGCAAUACAAGACACAUCGGACAAGGUUUGGCUCUGUUGAUAGUCUGGCCUCUGCAGCUUCUUCCCAAACUGCAGAAGAUGGACCGGUCAGCACAAAUAAUAAUGAAAACCGAAGAGACUCUGCUGAGCAUGUGUCCUCAGUGACAUCCCCCCUGUCAGAGAAAGGGAACAGUGACAUUUUGAUUCAUCCAGUUACAGGAGAGAAGGUGGAGAAAGGUUCCCCAAUGGCUCUUCUCCUGGCUGCACAACAGCGGGCCCAAAGAGGAAGGGUUUCUGCUCAGGCCUCCAGGCAGAACAGCUGCUUAUCAGAGAAACCUCUGCUCAAGUUAUCAGAAAAGCUGCACAAUAACAGCCAAUCAGAGACAGGCUUGUCUGCCAUUUACUUCAGUGAUUCCAAGCCCAAUUCUGUCACGGUUAUACCCAAGUCUCCUCAAAAGGAAUCUGUAGCAGGAAGAAAGCCGCAUAAUGGAGCAAGUGCAUUCAAUAGCAAUGUCUCAGGCUUGGCAGAUAUAGGGCAGGGGGACCAUAAGCCACAUACAUUCUCCAGUGCCUCAGAACAGUGUGGGAAUGCUUCAAAACUCCAGGAAUCUCAGAAUCUGGCCUCGUCAAACAGGCAUGGUCCUUCCAUUUUAGUUCAAGGCCUCCUGGAAUCCAGCCGCCUGAAACAGCAAGGAUCUCACAGUGUGCCAAAAACACCCUUACACUCUCAAACUGCACCUGAAAACCACACUGUGCCCAAUAAUGAUGAGCUGGAAGGUGAUUUUGAUUAUGAGAUCAUUCCUCCACCACCAGAGUUCAGCAAUGGUGCCAAGGGGCUUCCAGAUGGCUCUUCAAAGUUGGAAGAGAAUCACAAAGCUGCUAAUGCUCCAUACAAUUUUCAGGGCUCAGAUAGGAAACCUAAUUUCAUUCCCUCAAGCUAUAGCAACAGUUAUUCCCUGGCUUUGAAUUCAUCUCUGGAAAACAACACAAGGCCUGAUGGAUACAGUCACCAUUACUCAGGUGGAAGCUACUCUCCUAGCUACCUCAGUUGCUAUUCCAGCAGUCGUCCUUUGAUAAAGAAGCGUCUCUAUGUGACAGAAACCGAGGGAUCAUAUGGCAGGGCAGCCAUGUCCUCUCGCAGUAUGAGCACACCCAGUUCAUAUGGCCCCAACACAAUGGCAUUCAAUACCCAGGCUAUGGAAGGGAUGCGCCGAGUCAACUCUGCUCACAGGAAUGUUCCCAACAGUGCACAGGGCAGAAGGGUAUCCCUGGAGCUACCUGGGAAAAUGGUGACUUAUAAUAAUUCUGCCAGUGAUGCCAAGUAUAAAGGGCAGAAUGGAGAGUACUCUAUGAGCACAGCAGCUGCAGCCAGACUUUCCCACGGAAGUCCUCAGUAUAGUAGAACUGCAAAUACAUUCACCGUCAGGCCUGGGACAAGACAACCCAUUUCUUAUUCAUCAUACCAAGGAGGUCUUCGUUAA